AAGCUGGAGACCAUCUGCAGCCUGGAGCCUCACUACACCUCUCAUUUGAUCCCUCCAUCUGUGUGUGUCUGGUCUGGUCUAGUGUAACAUCAGUGUGAGUGAGUCUGUCUCAUUGUCUCAUAGAAACAUGAUGAGUGUCAUGAGAUGCUGUGUGGCAUCUCUGCAGCCCUGUGCUGCUUUAAUAGAUUAAAGGUCUAGAUGAGAGGAAAGGAAGAGGAGAGGAAGAAGAGAGGAGGAGAACAGGAAGAGAAGACAUUGAGGAGGGUGAGGUGAGGACAAGGUUGCUCCGGAGAGUGAAAGGGAGGUGGAAUAGGAGAUUGAGGGAUGGAGAGGGGGAAAGAGGGAGAGAGGGAGAUGUGCAAUAGGAGCUGGGUUGUCUCCCGAGUGGCGCAGUGGUCUAAGGCACUAGCUGUGCCACUAGAGAUCCUGGUUCGAAUCCAGGCUCUGUCGUAGCUGGCCGCGACCGGGAGACCCAUGGGGCGGCGCACAAUUGGCCCAGCGUCGUCCAGGGUAGGGAAUGGCCGGCAGGGAUGUAGCUCAGUUGGUAGACCAUGGUGUUUGCAACGCCAGGGUUGUGGGUUCGAUUCCCACGGGGGGCCAGUAUGAAAAAUAAAAUAAUGUAUGCACUCACUAACUGUAAGUCACUCUGGAUAAGAGCGUCUGCUAAAUGACUAAAAAUGUAAAUGUAAAUGUUGUCUUCCCUGCCAGGGGCUGGGACCAGAGAUGAAGGAAGCUCUUUGUAUGGCUGGGAGAGGCACAUCUCUGCUCUGCUAUUGGUCCGAAGUAAUGUAGGAACCAGUCAGAGACCCAACCAUCUUACAUCCUCUUCAACAAUGCAAUUUACAUAUCCAUCUAUUCUAUCUCUCUCUUUCUCUCUCCCUCCUGUUCCUCUUACACUCUCUUUCUCUUCUCUUCUCUGUCUCUGUCCCUGAUGAGUAUCAUCUAGACACACAGUGCAGUCUGAUAGCUGGGUGUAACCUAAGAUACUGUAAGAUGUAAGGUGUGUGUGUAAGGUAAGAUAGGUUUUAAGGUAAGUGACAGAGAUAUACCAGUGAAACAGACCAUUAUGGUGUUCAGUUACAUACUAACAUCACAACACAGAGACACAUGUUGUCAUAGGAAGGUUUGUUAUUGACUCUCAUCAAGUCACACCUGCUACUAUCCCCAAAAAAUGUGAUAGAAAGUUGUUUUGGAGAUUUUUGUUUUAAGCCUAUCCCAAACCUUAAUCCUUAUCUUAACCAUUUGGAGUUAAUGCCUAACCUUAAGAUUUCGGAGUUAGUACCUAAACUUAACCCUUUAAAAUUCAUUCCUCAACUUAACCUUAAACACUUUGAAAUUUGACGUUUGGAACUACUUCGAAAUUUGACGUUUGAGAAACAUGGAUGAACAUCUAACUCUGGUGUGAGACUGUGAGAGCUAGUUGAACACACACCCAGGCCCCUGACACCUAACUGGUAAUGGCCCUUCUCUCUCUCUCUCUCUCUCUCUCUCUCUCUCUCUCUCUCUCUCUCUCUCUCUCUCUCUCUCUCUCUUUCCUAAUGAAUAUUAUAUUUACUGUAUGUUGCAUGCACACAUGUGUGUGUGUACCUUGUGUGGGGUUCUUUGCUAGUUAGCACAAUAAUAGCUGCUAUCAGGGUUAGGACUACUAGGACUACUGAGACUGUGGUCUUAUUCUGUCGAAAUCCCACUUAGCCAGGUGAAUGAAAUGAAGUUAAAACUGUUUGUAUAUCUUAUCGUCCAUGCACCAGUAGACAAAGGAAGCUGUCCGUGAGGCUGUGUUUACCCAGGAAGGGCCUGACUAAUGGCUGACUCACUGUGUCUCUGUGACCCCUGCUCUGGAAAUUCUGGGUCAGACUGGAGCAACACUAGCUACAAAACAGGUGUUCCACUGGUCUGCUUUUAAAAACGGACACACACACACACACACAGAGACAGAAAGACACAGACACACACACACAGACAGACACAGACAGACAGACAGACAGACAGACAGACAGACAGACAGACAGACAGACACAGACACACACACAGACAGACACAGACACACACACACACAGACACACAAACACACACACACGCAGGUGUUCCCUGGCUGAGAGAUGUGUGAGCCAUGUAGUGUUUGAGGGAAUGGAGAGAGGGAGGGAAAGAAGGAUGGAGGUGUGGAAAGAAGUGGAAAUGAGGAAGGAAUGAGAGGUGUGAAGGUGAAGAAAGGGUGGACAUUUGAAAACAGAUUGUUGUGUGUGUGUCAGUUUCAGCCUCCCAAGUCUCAGCUGUGGAUGUAAUUUAUUUAAUUAAUUAGUAUGAAAUAUGAAAUUAGCUUGAUUAAUGUGUGUGUGUGUGUCAGUUUCAGCCUCCCCUGCUCUCCAGUCUCAGCUGUGGAUGUAAAUGAUUAAAUACAUUUGUAUGAAAUUAGCUUGAUGAAUUGGGUCAUGUGCGUGUGUGUGUGUGAAUGUGUGUGUGUGUGUGCGUGUGUGUGUUAAGUACAAGAUAUGAAAUUAGUCUUGAUGAAUAGCACCAUAUGUUAGCACAUGAGAGCUGUAAUUGAAUCAAGUAACAUUUGUAUCUGUUGCUGCCAUGACAGUCAAGCCCCAGAGCUCAAGACAGUCUAGAGCCUUCACAUGCUUACUCCCAAAUUACAGUUCUGUUUUUACACCUCAGAAAUAGACUAAUGUCAAGAAGAUUAUCCCCAUCCUGUCAUGUUGCGUAGAUCCAGCUAUGUGCCUCAUUCCCAGAAGAAGUGAACAGAUAGUCCUCAGAGCAGCAGAGCAGAGUUAACAGGAAACUGCAGAUAUAAUCUAAUCACAGGAGGUUGGUGGCACCUUAAUUGGGGAGGACAGGCUCAUGGUAAUGGCUGGAGCAGUUUCUGCUCCGUUCCAGACAUUAUUAUGAGCCGUCCUCCCCUCAGCAGCCUCCACUGAAUCUAAUAUCAGUGUCUGGUUAAUGAGGAUAAUUUAUUCUGGCCACGUCUGAUGAGGAGUAUAGUAGUCAGUGUGUGUGUGUGUGUCUUUGUGUGUGUGUGUGUGUGUGUGUGUGUGUGUGUCUUUGUCUGUGUGUGUGUGUGUCUUUGUGUGUGUCUGUGUGUGUGUGUGCGUGUGUAACUGAUGUGAAAUGGCUAGCUAGUUAGUGUUGCGCCCUAGUAGCGUUUCAAUCGGCGACGUCACUCGCUCUGAGACCUUGAAGUAGUUGUUUCCCUUGCUUGUGGAGCGAUAGAUAACGAUGCUUCGCGGGAGGCAGUUGUUGAUGUGUUCAGAUGGUCCCUGGUUCGAGCCCAGGUUAGGGCGAGGAGAGAGACAGAAGUAAGACUGUUACGUGUGUGUGUGCUGGCAGACUUUAUUACUGCUCAUUACGACAGCACAGCUCUGCCUGGUAUUGUAAGGAGUGUGUGUAUGUCUGAUGUGUGUAUGGUAUUGGAAGGAGUGUGUGUAUCAAAUCAGAUCCAAUUUUAUUUGUCACAUGCGCCGAAUACAACAGGUCUUGACAUUACCGUGAAUCGCUUACUUAUGAGCCUUUUCCCAACAAUGCAGAGUUAAAAAGUAAGAAAAAUUAGCAAAAUAGGAAAUAGUAACACAAUAAAAUAACAAUAACGAGGCUAUAUACAAGGAGUACCGGUACUGAGUCAAUGUGCUGGGGGUACGAGGUAGUUGAGGUAAUUGAGGUAAUAUGUACAUGUAGUGUGUUUGUGUUGGUGUGUGUGUGUGUGUGUGUGUGUGUGUGUGUGUGUGCAUGUGCGUGUGCGUGUGUGUGAGUAGAGUCCAGCGUGUGUGCACAGAGCCAGUGUAAGAGAGUCAGUGCAAAAAAUGUGAUUAACUGUUCAGCAAUCUUAUGGCUUGGGGGUAGAAGCUGUUCAGGAGCCUUUUGGUUCCAGACUUGGCACUCCGGUACCGCUUGCUGUGCGGUUGCAGAGAGAACAGUCUAUGACUUGGGUGGCUGAAGUCUUUGGCAAUUUUUAGGACCUUCCUCUGACACCGCCUGAUAUAGAAGUCCUGGAUGGCAGGGAGCUUGGACCCCCUGAGCUGUACACACUACCCUCUGUAGCGCCUUACAGUCGGCUGCCAAGCAGUUGCCAUACCAAGCAGUGAUGCAGCCAGUCAAGAUGCUCUCAGUGGUGCAGCUGUAGAACUUUUUGAGGAUCUGAGGGCCCAUGCAAAAUCUUUUCAGCCUCCUGAGGGGGAAGAGGCGUGGUUGUGCCCUCUUCACAACUGUUUUGGUGUGUUUGAACCAUGAUAGUUCCUUAGUGAUGUGGACACCGAGGAACUUGAUGCUCUCAACCCGCCCCACUACAGCCCCGUCAAUGUGAAUGGGGGCAUGCUCUGUCAUCCAUUUCCUGUAGUCCACAAUCAGCUUCUUUGUCUUGCUGACGUUGAGGGAGAGGUUAUUGUCCUAGCACUACACUGCCAGGUCUCUGACCUCCUCCCUAUAGGCUGUCUCAUCAUUGUCGGUGAUCAAUCUUACCACUGUCAUGUCGUCGGCAAACUUAAUGAUGGUGUUAGAGUUGUGCGUGGCCACGCAGUCUUGGGGGAAUAAGGAGUACAGGAGGGGACUAAGCACAAACCACUGAGGGGCCCCAGCUCACCACCUGGGGACUGCCCGUCAGGAAGUCCAGGAUCCAGUUGCUGAGGGAGGUGUUCAGUCCCAGGGUCCUUAGUUUAGUAAUGAGCUUGGAGAGCACUACGGUGUUGAACGCUGAGCUGUAGUCAAUUAACAGCAUUCUCACGUAGGCGUUUCUUUUGUCCUGGUGGGAAAGGGUAGUGUGGAGUGCAAUAGAGAUUGCGUCAUCUGUGGAUCUGUUGGGGCGGUAUGCGAAUUAGAGUGGAUCCAUGGUGUCUGGGAUGAUGGUGUUGAUGUGAGCCAUGACAGCCUUUCAAAGCAUUUCAUGGCUACAGAUGUGAGUGCUACAGGGCGAUAGUCAUUUAAACAGGUUACCUUGGUGUUCUUGGGCACAGGGACUAUGGUGGUCUGCUUGAAACAUGUUGGUAUUACAGACUGGGUCAGGGAGAGGUUGAAAAUGUCAGUGAAGACACUUGCCAGCUGGUCAGCGCAUGCUCUGAGUAUGCAUCCUGGUAAUCCGUCUGCAGCCUUGUGAAUGUUAACUUGUUUCAAAGUCUUACUCACAUUGGCUAAGGAGAGCGUGAUCACACAGUCGUCCGGAACAGCUGGUGCUCUCAUGCAUGGUUCAGUGUUACUUGCCUCGAAGCGAGGAUAGAAGGCAUUUAGCUCAUCUGGUAGGCUCGCGUCACUGGGCAGCUUGCAGCUGGGUUUCCCUUUGAAAUCCGUGACCAGUGCGUCAGAGCCGGUGUAGUAGGAUUCAAUGUUAGUCCUGUAUUGACACACACAACACACACCAACCUAUAACACACCAAACUAUAACAUACCAACUUAUACCACCCCCCAAACAUACAGUUGAAGUCGGAAGUUUACAUACACCUUAGCCAAAUACAUUUAAACUCAGUUUUUCACAAUUCCUGACAUUUAAUCCUAGUAACAAUUCCCUGUCUUAGGUCAGUUAGGAUCACCACUUUAUUUUAAGAAUGUGAAAUGUCAGAAUAAUAGUAGAGAGAAUUAUUUAUUUCAGCUUUUAUUUCUUUCAUCACAUUCCUAGUGGGUCAGAAGUUUACAUACAUUCAAUUAGUAUUUGGCAGCAUUGCCUUUAAAUUGUUUAACUUGGUUAAAUGUUUCAGGUAGCCUUCCACAAGCUUCCCACAAUAAGUUGGGUGAAUUUUGGCCCAUUCCUCCUUACAGAGCUGGUGUAACUGAGUCAGGUUUGUAGGCCUCCUUGCUCGCACACGCUUUUUCAGUUCUGCCCACAAAUUUUCUAUAGGAUUGAGGUCAGGGCUUUAUGAUGGCCACUCCAAUACCUUGACUUUGUUGUCCUUAAGCCAUUUUGCCACAACUCUGGAAGUAUGCUUGGGGUCAUUGUCCAUUUGGAAGACCCAUUUGCGACCAAGCUUUAACUUCCUGACUGAUGUCUUGAGAUGUUGCUUCAAUAUAUUCACAUAAAUUUCCUUCCUCAUGAUGCCAUCUAUUUUGUGAAGUGCACCAGUCCCUCCUGCAGCAAAGCACCCCCACAGCAUGAUGCUGCCACCCCCGUUCUUCACGGUUGGGAUGGUGUUCUUCGGCUUGCAAGGUACCCCCUUUUUUCUCCAAACAUAAUGAUGGUCAUUAUGACCAAACAGUUCUAUUUUUGUUUCAUCAGACCAGAGGACAUUUCUCCAAAAAGUACGAUCUUUAUCCCCAUGUGCAGAUGCAAACCGUAGUCUGGCUUUUUUAUGGCAGUUUUGGAGCAGUGGCUUCUUCCUUGCUGAGCGGCCUUUCAGGUUAUGUCGAUGUAGGACUCGUUUUACUGUGGAUAUAGAUACUUUUGUACCUGUUUCCUCCAGCAUCUACACAAGGUUCUUUGCUGUUGUUCUGGGAUUGAUUUGCACUUUUCGCACCAAAGUACGUUCAUCUCUAGGAGACAGAAAGCGUCUCCUUCCUGAGCUGUAUGACAGCUGUGUGGUCCCAUGGUGUUUAUACUUGCGUACUAUUGUUCCUACAGAUGAAUGUGGUACCUUCAGGCAUUUGGAAAUUGCUCCCAAGGAUGAACCAGACUUGUGGAGGUCUACAUUUUUUUUCUGAGGUCUUGGCUGAUUUAUUUUUAUUUUCCCAUGAUGUCAAGCAAAGAGGCACUGAGUUUGAAGAUAGGCCUUGAAAUACAUCCACAGGUACACCUCCAAUUGACUCAAAUGAUGUCAAUUAGCCUAUCAGAAGCUUCUAAAGCCAUGACAUCAUUUUCUGGAAUUUUCCAAGCUGUUUAAAGGCACAGUCAACUUAGUGUAUGUAAACUUCUGACCCACUGGAAUUGUGAUACAGUGAAUUAUAAGUGAAAUAAUCUGUCUGUAAACAAAUGUUGGAAAAAUUACUUGUGUCAUGCACAAAGUAGAUGUCCUAACCGACUUGCCAAAACUAUAGUUUGUUGACAAAAAAUGUGUGGAAUGGUUGGAAAAUGAGUUUUAAUGACUCCAACCUAAGUGUAUGUAAACUUCCGACUUCAACUGUAACACACACCAACCAAAACAACACACACCAACCUAUAACACACACCAACCUAUAACACACACCAAACAUAACACACACCAACCUAUAACACACACCAAAUAUAACACACACCAACCUAUAACACACACCAUCCUAAAGCACACACCAACCUAAAGCACACCAACCACUGAGCAGCUCUUUUCCAUACUCCGGCAAGCACAUGCACGCACGCACUCACACCCAUACGCGCACACAACCAUACGCACACACCCUUGCGCACACCCCCAUAUGCAUGCAUAUAUACAUACACACACACACACACACACACACACACACACACACACACACAGUGUGACCACACUGAGCAGCAGUGAUGUUAAUGUGAACAGUGAUUCCCACUGGUGUCUAACUGUUCGUAACACCUGGCACAUUCUGGCUGGACUAAGGGAGAGGAUUAACAGCCACACACACACACACGCAAACACACACUUUCUCGUCACAAACCAGCCCACACAGACACACACUCCCUAUCCGUCUGGAAGCAGACAAACAGAAGAGAGGGAGGGAGAGAGAGAGAGAGAGGGGUGGGGGGGAUAGAGAGAGACGGAGAGAGAGAGAGCGGGAGAAAGAGAGCGAGAGAGGGGGGGGGGGGGGAAAGAGAGAGAGAGAGAGAGAGAGAGCGAGAGAGAGAGAGCGGUGAGAGGGAGAAUCAUAAAAGAGAGAAAACAGUUGGAGGGAAUUAGAUUUUUUGCAAAACAUGUUUCAUAUGCAGGCUCAGCAUUCCAGACAUCAACAAUGGAAAUGAGAUGCUGUGAAGGUGUGUAACAAUAAGGGUUGGGGUGUAAUAUUCUCCUCUGAGCUAGUCUCCAUAAUAAAGCUGUUUGGGUCUCAGUGGGACUCCAACACCCACGAUGCCUCUGUCUCUGUCUCACCUGUCAGGAGAUGAAAGACAUAGUACAACUGGCUACGGCAUUAAAAUACGCUGAACUGCUGUGGGACACACAGUGUCGCUGUGAAGCAGUGAAACCUGAGACAGACUCACAGGAAGUGGACCAUGAGGCAGAGAGAGGGGUCAUAAAUGUGUAUAUUAAAAGUGUCGGUUUGAGCACGUUUCGCUACAAUAGCGUUGUCAUAAUCAUGAGGGCUUGUAAAACUUCACAUUGUCUGUAGGUCUUUGUCUUACUUCUGGAAAUGAAACGUUUUUCAAGCUAACAACAGCAAUAGACGUUGAUAGCCUACUGAUAAGAUGAUAAACAAUGACUUUAAAUGCCUUAUUGCGUCAAUAAAUCAUGUUUUCAAAAUAACAUGCACUGUUUCACUAUUCCUCUCACUCUCUCGCUCUCUCUCUUUCUCUCUCUCGCUCUCUUUCUCUCUCUCUCGCUCUCUUUCUCUCUCUCGCUCUCUUUCUCUCUCUCCCGGGAAGCCAAGAGGCGGGGCCGGUCCUGCUCUCUCAGAGGAGGGUUUUGCGCCAACGGUCUGGUUCAUUCGCUAUCCAAAGAGAUUUUUGUGUAUGGGAGGUCAUGAGAGUGUCGAAUUUGGUCAGCAAAAAUUUGAAUGGCUUAUUUGAUACGUUAGGCUUAUUUAAUUGAAUAAAAAUGUCGUAAUACUUAGGUUAUUACGAGUUUACUGAUAUAAGUAGGACACGUGACAUCCCGGCAACUUUGAUAAAAAACACUUUAUAUCGGAGUUGUGCCCGUUGUUCACACUCGUAUCUGCCCUCUCAUUGGCUAGAAUGGUCCCAACUGAUCUUGCCUCCUCCCGACUGCCUUCCAUUUUUAAAGACGCUUAUUUCCAUUGUUAGAGCGGCCACUUGAGUAUCUGGUCAAUAAUGGAUAAUCUGUGCUAUCCAUCUGUGAAAAGGCUAUAUGGACACUCCUGACCUGCAAACUGAUAUUUAAUUUCAGAAUUGGUGAAAAUUAGGUAAGGGUAAGGGUUAAGGUUAGGGUAAGGAUCAGUUUUAGAUUUUAGUUUGUAGUUUGCAGGUCAGCAGUGUCCUUAGGUCUCUCCCAUCGAUCGAAGCAACAGAGAGGAGAGGGGCAGGAUUCUGAGGUGAGGUAGAGAGAGGGAGAGAGAGAGAGGAGCCGAGAUUGAUCGCUACAACAAGAAUCAACUCAGCCACGACGGAAUAGCGCUACUAGAGACACGGCAUGGUCUGGGAAGGAAAUCUGACGCAGGGGACGAAGAAGGAGUGAAAGUGUUUCUGUUGCUGGAAGGACUUGUAUUUUUCUAUUGCAACUUAGUUUUUCCCUUUUCCUCUCCUUUCCUUUCCACCGCCCUAACGGAUCGCAUUCCGCGGAGCAGCUGCGCUUUAAUGCCCCUACGCACUCGAGGAGGAGUGGAAGGAGAGAAGAGCGAGGAAGAAGGAGAAGAGAGGGAGGGAGAAGGAGAGCAGAGGCCUGACUUCUCGGAAACCCCGCCGCCGCCGCCCCUCACGCCUCUCCCCCGUGGCUGACUGUCCCCUCUUCCCACCUGGCCCUGCAUGGACGGGGAUGGGGAGAGCCGGAUGUUGUUACCGCGGGGCUGAGCGCCUCGCAUCCCCGCCGAGGGUGCCCCGCCUGCGACCGUUGCUGCUGCUGCUCCUUGCUCUCUGCUACGGGGCUCACAGAGGUGGUAACUAGAUAACUUCGGAUGUUGUUCAUUCUCGGUAGCCUAAAUCGGGACCUAGUACCUUGUACGCGGAUAACUUCAGCUCGUGCGCUGCAAAUGUGCCAUAACAGUUAUAGGCUAAUAAAUAGUUAAUAACCAGUUAAUAAUGACAAAACUAAGAAUGUCCCACUGGACACAGAUGUCAAUUCAUCGUCUAUUCCACGUUGGUUCAAAAAACGUUGAUUCAACCAGUGUGUGCCCAGUGGGGUGGGAUUGGAAUUAGUCUUCCAUGUGGUUUAAGGGGUGCAAUAGUGUAUGUCCUAUAGGCCUGUGUGUGUUGUAGCCUAUGGGAGUGUAUUGGAAUUGGACCUCCUGUCCUCUGUGUUAUUGUUUGAUAGUGCCCUGUGUGUGUGUGAGUUAGAGAGGGGACUGAAACGGAAGUGUCUCUGAAGCGGAGGCCAGAGCAGCUGUGUAUUGUCCCACAGUCAGUCACAGUUAUCAGUAUGUUCAGACUAGACUCACUGCACAAAGACCUGUGUGAUCAGAAAGCACUGGAGACGUACAUGUGUUUGGCGUAGAGGUUUAAUCUCAAGAUUCAGCCUGAGAAUUAAAAUGUGUUUAGUUGUUCACUGUAUCUGUGGGUAACUCUUGUGUGUGUGUGUGUGAGAGAGAGAGAGAGAGAGAGAGAUAGAGAGAGAGAGAGAACAGUAAUCUCUGCAUCCAAGGGGUCUGGAUCCAUAAACACUUAGAGGUUCGGCCUGUGAAGCUUGAGGCUUGUCUGAUCAGUGGCUGGGAGGAGACAUGACUCCUGGACAGGGAGAGGGGUGGGCUAUGUUUUGACCUCUGCCCACAAUGGUGCUGAGUGGGGAUGAGGUUGGAUCUCUCACUAGAAGUUUGAAUGUGUCAUUCUGUAAAUACUGGGACAUAGAAAACACAUUUGUCCAUGUUGGAAGCCUGGGAGGGUCAGAUGAUAAGAUCUGCAGCAUGUGGGUGUGUGUGUGUGUGGCAUCCAGCUGUUAUUUGACUUCCUUAUUUCAGUAAAAAUCAGUGUGAGAUGGGACAGGUCGAGAUUGAUCCACCCAUAGAUACCUACCUACUGUAUGGCCACACUCCACGUGUUGGUUGGGCAAGCCAUCUCAUUAGAGAUUACUUUGUUGAUGCGCCACUCAGUUCCCCCGAGUGGCGCAGUGGUCUAAGGCACUGCAUCGCAGUGCUAGCUGUGCCACUAGAGAUCCUGGUUCGAAUCCAGGCUCUGUCGUAGCCGGCCGCGACCGGGAGACCCAUGGGGCGGCGCACAAUUGGCCCAGCGUCGUCCAGGGUAGGGGAGGGAAUGGCUGGCAGGGAUGUAGCUCAGUUGGUAGAGCAUGGCGUUUGCAACGCCAGGGUUGGGGGUUCGAUUCCCACGGGGGGCCAGUAUGAAAAUAUAAUUUUAAAAAAUAAUGUAUGCACUCACUAACUGUAAGUCGCUCUGGAUAAGAGCGUCUGCUAAAUGACUAAAAUGUAAAAUGUAAAAAAUAUGUGAAUAUUUUCAACUAAACAGAUUAAUUAAACAGAAUUCCGCUAAAACAACAGCAUGGGUAAGCUGAGCGAAUGUUUUUUUUUUGCUUGAAACGUUGAAAAUAGACUAGACUGUGUGAUAAGAGCAGUUGGACAUGUGUGUGUGUCUGGGCACCUUGACCUGUGAGAUAGGUGAGAGAUGACCUCUAACCCCAGAGAUUAGCCAAUAUGGAGCCUGAGAAGACUGAGAGUGCAGAGGGAUAUGGCUGUAUUAUCUCUGUAGUCUGAGAGUCACCUGCACCACAUAGACCCAUGGGGCGGCGCACAAUUAGCCAGCGUCGUCCAGGGUAGGGGAGGGAAUGGCCGGCAGGAUGUAGCUCAGUUGGUAGAGCAUGGCGUUUGCAAUGCCAGGGUUGUGGAUUCGUUUCCCACGGGGGGCCAGUAUGAAAAUGUAUGCACUCACUUAACUGUAAGUCGUUCUGGAUAAGAGCGUCUGCUAAAUGACUAAAAUGUAAAUGUAAAUAGUAAACUCAUCAGAGUCAUACUGUAAAAAGAGAGUUGGAUCCAGUCAAUUAUUUCUAAUUCUAUAUGUGGCUCUGGGUCUAGGCCUCUAAGGUGUCAGAAGCUGUGUGUGUUUGUGUGUAUGUGGCUGUGUGUUUGUUGAGGAGUAGUGUCAGUAUUUAACACACUGAAGGGAGAUUCUGAUCCAGAGUGUGAGUUGGAUGUGUUAUAUUGUGUACCCUCCCUCUAAUACUCAGCACACUACUGUCUCCACCUGGUAGGACCGGGUACUGACACACACACACACACACACACACACACACACACACACACAACCCUCUCACCACACAGCCCUGAGAGAGAGAGAGAGCAUUGACUUUCUGCAAACAUUCCUCUUCUUCUCUGUUACCCCUUCAUCUUAUGGUUGAGUGCAUUCACACCAGGAGAACCAUGGAUGUGUUUGCUUUACCUCUGUAUACACCAGGGGAACUAGGCCUAUUGUUAGCAUAAGUUCUGUGUGACGUGUGUGUGAAUGGGCCUAUGUUGUGUGUGUGUGUGUAUAUAUGUGUGUGUGUGUGUUUGCUGCAGGGGUUUGAACCAGAACAGAAAACCGAAAGUGAUCUCUAGUGGUUCGGAACAGAACUGUUAUAUUCAGAUCUUGAGAAACGGUAAAUAAUGUUAUUUUUUGUUCCAAAAAAUACUCCUAGUGUCUGGUAUAUCAUUCUGUAAAUCAUUGAAGUUAUGAUUAUAGUAAUAGUGUAAACACAUUCCAACCCAUCAUGAUGCUCAGUGCUUCAAGACAAACCCCCUCCAUGUCCACCACUUUCUCUCGCUCUCUCCCCACCCGUGGAAUUUCAAUCACAUCUCGCGCCUGCACUUAUCUGUCCAUCAAACAUGUAAACAACUAGCUUACCCGUUCCAUAGCAAGGUGCUGUAUCCAUGUAAAUUGGUGGGUGGUAAAUUAAUGAGCUAAAUGUAGAAACUAUGUUGAUUUCCUGGGGAACAAUGAACUAUAUGAACAGUUACUUUUAUUUGGUUCGAAACGGUUCAGAACUUUACAAUGCUGGUUGGAACACUGGAACGGUACAAAAUAAAUAGGGGUUCUGCUCAGAACGGAAUGAUUGGAAAAUAAUUUUGGUUCCAAACCCUGGUUUGCUGGUGUCUGUUAGUAAAUCAUGCCAUAAUCAGAUGAGCUCUGACAGUGUGUGUUGUUGGCAGCGGAAGCAGAGCCAGUAUUCUCUCAGAGAUAGUUAUGUGUGUGUGUGUUAGAGCCUCUGGUCUAAUCUAAUAGGAGCUCACUGUGGCUGAUGCAUUAGGCCUGGCCUCUCCUUCUCUUAUCUCUUCCUCUUCUCUCUCCCCCUCUUCUCUCAGCCUUAACAGGCCUCUAUUUUCCAAGCCUAGAUGAACUACUGCUGCAGUACAUUGACCAAAAUGCUGCACUACAUAGGAAAACAUUAUCGCUGGCUGAACCAUCUCUAUAUGGCCUUUACUGCUGUAUAGAUGUAAUCAGUGAAUCAUUCCAAAGUGUUUUCUUUUCCUCCAUUGGCUAGAGGCCUGGGGCAGAGGUCACUGCGGACUACAGCCUGACACCGAGAGCUCUGAAGAACUUCUAGAUCCAAGUGUUCGCUAACACACUGCGGUCUGUGGCCACCGCAGCUUUUAGCAGUUCCUCAUGAUGGUGUCUCUGAGCUCUUAAAAAUGCACUCUGGAUUUUUUUCCCCCAUGUGGGUGCAUUAUUUUGAGGCCAUAAACAUGGUGGUCUGGAGAAGGAAAAGCUUAAUCAGGCAGCAUAUAAUAUUAUGUAACAGUUAUCAGAUGUGGAUGUGUGUGAUCUGUUAUUCUUUCACUCUCUAUCUCAGUCCUAUCUGGCUCUGUGGGAAGGUCUGCAAGUCUGUCUCAGUCUAAUCUCUGGCUCUGUGGGAAGGUCUGCAAGUCUGUCUCAGUCUGAUCUCUGGCUCUGUGGGAAGGUCUGCAAGUCUGUCUCAGUCUGAUCUCUGGCUCUGUGGGAAGGUCUGCAAGUCUGUCUCAGUCUUAUCUCUGGCUCUGUGGGCAGGUCUGCAAGUCUGUCUUAGUCUUAUCUCUGGCUCUGUGGGAAGAUCUGCAAGUCUGUCUCAGUCUUAUCUCUGGCUCUGUGGGAAGGUCUGCAAGUCUGUCUCAGUCUUAUCUCUGGCUCUGUGGGAAGGUCUGCAAGUCUCGGUCUCAGUCUGAUCUCUGGCUCUGUGGGAAGGUCUGCAAGUCUGUCUCAGUCUUAUCUCUUGCUCUGUGGGAAGGUCUGCAAGUCUGUCUCAGUCUUAUCUCUGGCUCUGUGGGAAGGUCUGCAGGUCUCGGUCUCAGUCUGAUCUCUGGCUCUGGGGAAGGUCUGCAAGUCUGUCUCAGUCUUAUCUCUGGCUCUGUGGGAAGGUCUGCAAGUCUGUCUCAGUCUUAUCUCUGGCUCUGUGGGAAAGUCUGCAAGUCUGUCUCAGUCUUAUCUCUGGCUCUGUGGGAAGGUCUGCAAGUCUGUCUCACUCUUAUCUCUGGCUCUGUGGGAAGGUCUGCAAGUCUGUCUUAGUCUUAUCUCCGGCUCUGUGGGAAGGUCUGCAAGUCUGUCUCAGUCUUAUCUCUGGCUCUGUGGGAAGGUCUGCAAGUCUGUCUCAGUCUUAUCUCUGGCUCUGUGGGAAGGUCUGCAAGUCUCGGUCUCAGUCUGAUCUCUGGCUCUGUGGGAAGGUCUGCAAGUCUGUCUCAGUCUUAUCUCUGGCUCUGUGGGAAGGUCUGCAAGUCUGUCUCAGUCUUAUCUCUGGCUCUGUGGGAAGGUCUGCAAGUCUCGGUCUCAGUCUGAUCUCUGGCUCUGGGGAAGGUCUGCAAGUCUGUCUCAGUCUUAUCUCUGGCUCUGUGGGAAGGGAUGCAAGUCUGUCUUAGUCUUAUCUCUGGCUCUGUGGGAAGGUAUGCAAGUCUGUCUCAGUCUUAUCUCUGGCUCUGUGGGAAGGUCUGCAAGUCUGUCUCAGUCUUAUCUCUGGCUCUGUGGGAAGGUCUGCAAGUCUCGGUCUCAGUCUGAUCUCUGGCUCUGUGGGAAGGUCUGCAAGUCUGUCUCGGUCUUAUCUCUGGCUCUGUGGGAAGGUCUGCAAGUCUGUCUCAGUCUUAUCUCUGGCUCUGUGGGAAGGUCUGCAAGUCUCGGUCUCAGUCUGAUCUCUGGCUCUGGGGAAGGUCUGCAAGUCUGUCUCAGUCUUAUCUCUGGCUCUGUGGGAAGGUCUGCAAGUCUGUCUCAGUCUUAUCUCUGGCUCUGUGGGAAGGUCUGCAAGUCUGUCUCAGUCUUAUCUCUGGCUCUGUGGGAAGGUCUGCAAGUCUGUCUCACUCUUAUCUCUGGCUCUGUGGGAAGGCCUGCAAGUCUCUGUAUCAGUCUCAGUCUUAUCUCUGGCUCUGUGGGAAGGUCUGCAAGUCUGUCUCAGUCUUAUCUCUGGCUCUGUGGGAAGGUCUGCAAGUCUCUGUCUCAGUCUUAUCUCUGGCUCUGUGGGAAAGUCUGCAAGUCUCUGUCUCAGUCUCAGUCUUAUCUCUGGCUCUGUGGGAAGAUCUGCAAGUCUCUGUCUCAAUCUUAUCUCUUGCUCUGUGGGAAGGUCUGCAAGUCUCCGACUCAGUCUUAUCUCUGGCUCUGUGGGAAGGUCUGCAAGUCUCCGUCUCAGUCUUAUUCUGGCUCUGUGGGAAGGUCUGCAAGUCUCUGUCUCAGUCAUAUCUCUGGUUCUGUUGGAAGGUCUGCAAGUCUCUCUCAGGUCCUAUCCUGGCUCUGUGGGAAGGCCUGCAAGUCUCUCGUCUCAGUCUUAUCUCUGGCUCUGUGGGAAGGUCUGCAAGUCUCCGUCUCAGUCUUAUCCCUGGCUCUGUGGGAAGGUCUGCAAGUCUCUGGUCAUUAUCUCUCAGCGCUGCUCUUUGUUCUGGUUUGGAAAAGUCUGAAAUCGUUGUACUGUACUAUCUAACCCCUACGAAAGCACAACACGUCUCAGUCUCACACGACGAAACGCAACUCUCCAACUACCUGCUCUGUAUCAGUCUCGACUUAUCUGAUCUAAUCUGAGGUAGUAGUGUUGAGUUCGUUUAUUUGGGCCAUGGGAAAGGAUCAAGCUCCGUUCAUCUACCUACCUGUGGAAGCUGAAUCCUGUUGUGUCUAUUUCUGUGGGAAGGUUACUGCCAAGUCUUCCGUCUCAGUCUUAUCACUGGCUCUGUGGGAAGGUCGGCAAGUAUCUUGUCUUAGUCUCUCAGCGCUGCUCUUUUGUUCUGGUUAUUAAAAGUAAUAAAUCCGGUGUUACUGUACACCACACACACACACACACACCCACACACACACACACACACACACACCAACACACACACACAACAGCUGUUCUUUCGUCUGCUUUAUGUGGUUCUAAUUCUGGAAACAGCCCGGUCAGUAGUGUUGUGUGUGUUAAUUUGGGCCAUUAUAGCGAUCCAAGCCUUCCUUCAACACCCCUAACCAAACUCAUGACCCUGUGUGUGUGUUUGGUGUUGUGUUGUGUGUGUGGUGUGUGUGUGUGUUGUGUUUGUGUGUGUGGGUGUGUGUGUGUGUGUGUUUGGGUGUGUGUGUGUGUGUGUGUGUGUGUGUGUUUGUGUGUGUGUGUGUGUGUAUGAAAACGAGAGCUUCCCUGAAGAUGUAAUGUAUGUCAUACCAAUGCCAAAACCCCAUGACUAUGACCUUCUAUUUUAGCCACAUUUCAGCUGUACCACAUGUUCUCUAUAUGUCUUUGGUACCAGGAAUGAACAUUGAUAUUCUAUAUGACAUGAAUAGCCUGUCAAUAGAUAUGGUAUUACCACCCUACCAGGGCCACUGGCACUGUAUAAGUGCUGUAAUAAUAGAACUGUAAUAACAUUGUAGUUGUACUAUAGUACUGACUGUUAGUAUGUGUGUGUUUCUCCAGGUCAGUGCCAGGUGGCCACCCCUCAGUGUCGUAUCCAGAAGUGCACCACAGACUUUGUGUCCCUGACGUCUCACCUGACCCCAGCGCUGGAUGGCUUUGACGUAGAAUUCUGUAAGGCUCUGAGGGCCUACAGUGCCUGCACACAGAGGACAGCCAAGUCCUGCAGGGGCAACCUGGUCUUCCACUCUGCUGUCCUGGGUAUCUCAGACCUCAUGACCCAAAGAAACUGCUCCCGUGACGGGCCCACCUCCUCCACACACCCCGAGAUACAAUCAGAGCCCUGCAACUACCACAGCCGCACCCAGCACGCUCACACACACCCUCACACUCACACACACCCUCACACUCACACACACACUCACACGCAGCCGGGCUACCUGUUCUGCGGGCUGUUUGGGGACCCACACCUGCGGACGUUUGAGGACAGCUUCCAGACCUGCAAGGUGGAGGGGGCGUGGCCGCUCAUUGAUAAUGACUACUUGUCCGUGCAGGUGACCAACGUUCCAGUGGUAACUGGAUCCAGCGCCACGGCGACCAAUAAGGUGAAGGGAGAUCAUUACUGUAUAUUACUAUAUAUUGAAAGAAAAGCCUCUGCACUCUUGAAAAAUAACUCCUUCCUACAUACUUCAGAAAGGGUGCUAGUCCACAAAGUAGAAAGCAAUACACUUAUAGAUACAGGAAGAUUGUUUUGUUUUAAUAUAUAACAUAAAACAUGUAAAUGCCCUGAGGUACUCCUUCUGUAAGAUGUCUGAUAGAUGGAGGUUCUUACCCAGCUCUCCAUUGAAGCAGCAGUGUUGUGAGGAUGUAAUAUAGAAUGAAGUCUGGGACGGGAGAAAAGAGGUUGAGUUUGGCGUACAGAAUAAACAAACCAUUUGGUAUGAAGAGCUGUGCCUGUGCAGCUGAAGCCUGGCCUAGUUAGCGCCUUCUCUCUCUUUUUUAAACCUCUUUACGUAUUGCGUUUUGACUUUGCAGACUGCUAGACUUUUUUGUGUUUUAGUUUCAGAGUUCUAUAUUGAAUGGCUGGUGUGUGUGUGCGUUCCUGUGUGUGUGUAUGUAUAUAUUCACCUCUGAGCUGCUAUCGGUGUCUCAGAGAAAGAGCUCUUCUCAUUGAGGCAGAAAACACACACAGUCUCACACUCACAGGUGCGAGGAGAGCAGAGCAAACAGUUGAGUCUUGUGACCAACACUUGUGACUAACGUGGUGUUGGAAUCUUAACUUAACUAAUGGCUGCUUAUAGCAUGACCUCUAAUACCCUGGAAUGAGCGGCGCGUGAAAGGAACCACUGUCUGUGUGUCAGCAGAGGACCCAAGACCUUUCACACACAUAUGGCUUUAAGCAGGUUACUGUCGAGAGCGAAGGGCACCAUACCAUAAACGACAAAACACAUGCACACACACACACAACACAACACAGACACCUCAGACACAGGCUGAGAGUGUUUUUAGACGUCACUAAGUCAGUUCUGUUCCUCACAAAGGCAUCUCUGUGUUGGCCAAGCGGUUCCCUGCCUCACUUAGGGGAAUCUUAGACUGUGAGGAUGGGGUUAUUAAAACAGCUAAUAAUCGAUUCAGUAAAAUACAUUUAUAGUUUAUAUCAGGGAUCAUCAACUAGGUUAAACCACGGGCCGAUUCAUCCUUCUUGAACCUGUCUCCUCCCCUUCAUCUACACCGAUUGAAGUGGAUUUAACAAGUGACAUCAAUAAGGGAUCAUAGCUUUCACCUGGAUUCACCUGGUCAAUCUAUGUCAUUGAAAGAGCAGGUGUCCUUAAUGUAUUGUACACUCAGUGUAUAUUAGUAUUGUAUAUUAGUUGUCAGUGUGCAGUCAGUGUUCUCUUUGCUGCCAACAAUGGGGGUUUGCUGUGUUUGGAUUACAAGAUAAACUUAAUAAGAUAUUAUAAAGUGUCUGGCAAACCUGUUUUAACCUGUUUUAUACAAAUAUCAAAGUUAUUGUGUGCCUGGUCACUUUAUUAUGUUUUUGUGUGUCCAUAGAUCACCAUCAUAUUCAAGCCCUUUGAGGAGUGUACAGACCAGCGUGUGUACCAGGCAGUAACAGAUGACCUGCCCGCUGCCUUUGUAGACGGUACCGUGAGCAGCGGGGCCCCUGACCAUAACCUGAACGGAAAUAACGUUGACUCUACCGGGAAGGUACGAGCGCUGUGGAUCUCGGAGCAUAGCCCUGGUCGCCACGUGGAGCUGCAUGCUGGCUACAUCGGCGUGACGGUUAUCGUACGGCAGCUGGGGCGCUACCUGACCCUGGCGGUGCGCAUCCCGGAGGAGAUGGCCCAUGCCUACGACGCUACGCAGGACCUGCAGCUCUGCCUGAAUGGAUGUCCCACCUCGGAACGCAUCGACCGGGGGGGUCACCUGUCCCUGCCUCUCCCUCUACCACAUCUAGCCCUGGGCUUACAGCUCCAGCAGCCACAAGGCGAGGGCCAGCCCUCACACACACACUCCCACACGGCUCCCUACAGCGCCCCCCAGGGGUUCAGUGUGGAGGAUGCGCGGGCACGCUGCAGGGAGCAGCUUGAAGUGCAGGAUAUUUAUUUCCACUCGUGUGUGUUUGACCUCCUGACCACCGGGGAUGCUAACUUUACGGCAGCAGCGUUCAGCGCCCUGAAGGACAUGGAGAGUCUCCACCCCCACCGCGAGCGCUGGACGAUCUACCCACCCAGCUCAGCCCACACCUCUCAGCCUAUCACAUGGCUCCUACUGCUCACACUCUGUAUAGCGUGUUUUUGUGUGUGUGUGUAA
Coregonus sp. 'balchen' is the source of this 19247-nucleotide messenger RNA. The record is from the annotation of a GenBank genome assembly. NCBI's taxonomy places the organism in Eukaryota, Metazoa, Chordata, Actinopteri, Salmoniformes, Salmonidae.